Messenger RNA from Petromyzon marinus (sea lamprey), 3418 nucleotides. NCBI's taxonomy places the organism in Eukaryota, Metazoa, Chordata, Hyperoartia, Petromyzontiformes, Petromyzontidae. The record is from RefSeq and is a predicted model, not a curated record.
GAGGCGUGGGUGGGUCGAGAGGGGUGCAAGGGGAGGGGUCUCACCUCGCUCCCCGACUGCCCGGCGUGGCAAGUAGACUCCACGAGAGAGCGGGGGAGAGUGAGAGAGAGCGAGUUAGAGAGCGAGCGUGGGAGACUCUCUCACACCCAACCGCCAUGGCUUCUCGCAAGACUCACUGAAGACACGCGCACUUAGAGCAAAAAUCUCACACUGGGGCGCCUUCCGAACCUCGACCAUCAGUCAUCUGAGAUAUCAUCGACCCCGACCAAUCACCUCGACCAUCAGUCAUCUGAGAUAUCAUCGACCCAGACCAAUCACCUCGACCAUCAGUCAUCUGAGAUAUCAUCGACCCCGACCAAUCACCUCGACCAUCAGUCAUCUGAGAUAUCAUCGACCCCGACCAAUCACCUCGACCAUCAAUCAUCUCGAGGGGGCCUUCCUCUGCCCCUCCGCAGACGAGCGAGGACCCCUCGCCGACUCCGCCGUCCACCCCCCGCCCGCAGCCCUCCCUUCCUGCCGCCUGUUGCCGGCCGCCGAACGUUUGGCAACUUUGGGUCCUUGGCGGCAAUUCAUCGUGCGGGAAUUACGCCGACAUCGUCAUGUGGACCAACAUCAACAACAACGUCAACAACAACGUCAACAACAACGUCAACAACAACAAGGACAACAACAGCAGCAGCCGUGCCCGUCGCUGGCUGUGGCGGGGCUCGGCUAUGGGGGUCGCGGGGCUGUUCGUGAUGGCAGCCGCAGGAGUCCUCCUCCAGGGGUCUCUGGCCGAGGGGCCCGGACCACAGGGGCUGGAGCUCAGAGGAGCCCCCCUCGAGUUUCGGGUUCGAGGAGGAGGUGGUGGAGGUGAUGGUCGAGGCGGUGGUGGUGGAGGAGGUGAUGGAGGAGGAGAUGGAGGAGCAGGUGGUGGCGGUGCCGUCUUACGGCGAGCGAGGCGCAGCUGGGUAUGGAACCAGUUCUUCGUACUGGAGGAGUAUACCGUCACGGAGCCCGCGUCCGUGGGCAAGCUCUACUCGGACCUGGACCACCAGGACGGCUCUGUGAGGUACGUGCUGAGCGGCGAGGGUGCGGGCAGCACCUUCCUCAUCGACGAGUACACGGGCGACAUCCGCGUGUCAGGCCGCGUGGACCGCGAGCACAAGGCGCAGUACACCCUCGUGGCACAGGCGCUCGACCGCCUGACGGGCACGCCGCUCGAGCCCCGCUCCGAGUUCAUCAUCAAGGUCCAGGACAUCAACGACAACGAGCCGCGCUUCCCCGACGCUCCCUACAGGGCCGUGGUGCCCGAGAUGGCCGACGUGGGCACCUCCGUGAUCCGCGUGUCGGCGAGCGACGCGGACGACCCCGCGUACGGGAACAGCGCGAAGCUCGUGUACAGCAUGCGCGAGGGACAGCCACACUUCUCCAUUGAUGCCAAAACAGGCGUGAUCCGCACGGCGCUGCCCAACAUGGACCGCGAGGUGCGCGACUCCUACAAGCUCGUGGUGGAGGCCAAGGACAUGGCCGGGCAGCGCGGGGGCCUCACCGGCACGGCCACCGUCAGCGUCUCCUUGGGGGACAUCAACGACAACCCCCCGAGAUUCACCAGGAACACGUACCAGAUGUCCGUGUCGGAGUUGGCCCCCGUGGGCACCACGGUGGGGGGGGUGCUCGCCACGGACGCCGACGUGGGAGAGAACGCGCGCUUCUCCUACAGCAUCGUAGGGGGCAGCGACACCUUCAACAUCCGCACCGAGGCCGGCUCGCGCGAGGGGUUCAUCACCCUCAAGCAGCCGCUGGACUACGAGAGCCGCCGCUCCUACUUCCUCAAGGUGGAGGUGCAGGGCCCGGGCCCCGAGGGCCGCGCCGCCGCCGCCGCCGUGGGCCCCUUCCGCGACGCCACGAGCGUGACGGUGUCGGUGGACGACGGCGACGAGGCCCCGGCCUUCUCCCCGGCCGAGCGCUCGCUGGAGCUGCGCGAAGACGCGGCGCGCGGCCGCCUCCUGGCCACGCUGGUGGCCCGAGACCCCGACACUGCCGGCGUGCCUGUCAGGUACUCCAUCGACCGCAGCACGGACCCGGAGGGCCACUUCCAGAUCGACGGAAGCAGCGGUGCGCUGACGCUGGCGCGGGAGCUCGACCGGGAGACGCGCGCGUGGCACAACCUCUCGGUGAUCGCCACGCAGACCGACGAGGCGGCGCUGUCUGGCCGGGGCCGCGUGUCUCUGCGCGUUCUGGACGUCAACGACAACGCCCCUGUGCUGGAGCUGCCGGCAGAGGCGCUCGUCUGUGAGGGGGCGCGGGCUGGACAGCUGGUGUACACGCUGAGUGCACGCGAUGAGGACGAGUCGUCACCCCCUUCCGGCUUCCGCUUCUCGCUCAACCCGGACUCCUCCGACAACUUCACCCUGCGGGACAACCUCAACGGCACGGCCGCCCUCUUCACCCGCCGCCGCCUCUCCGGCCGCGCCGGCGGGCCCCCGGGGCCGCGCCACGCCACGGGGACGCUGGCGGUGCGCCUCUGCGCCUGCGCCGAGCGCGACGGCGCCCUGCACGUGGCCUGCAGCGCCCAGCAGCCCGUCGUGGUGCUCGCCGGGGUCGGCACCGAGGCCCUCGUCGCCCUCCUCGCCUGCAUCCUCAUCCUCCUCGUGCUCGUCGUGCUCUUCGUCGCCCUGCGCCGGCGUCGGAAGGAGCCGCGGCAGCGGCCGACGAGGAGGAGAUCCGGGGAGAACAUCAUCGCGUACGACGACGAGGGCGGGGAGGAGGACACGCGCGCCUUCGACAUGAGCGCCCUGCGCACGCUGCAGGCCGGCCUCGUCCGCCAACCCCUCCUCCACCGCCUUCGACGCCGCCGCCGCCGCCGCCGGCGCCAAACAACGCCGGCACCGCCGCGGGCGCGCUGUGCUGCUUGCGCCAGGACGUCCCUCCCGUCGUGGUCGGGCUCCAGCAGAAGCUGGGCCCGCCUCCACCGCCUCCUCCUCCUCCUCCUCCAGCCGCACCUUCCACCGCCACCAGCGGCAGCACGAGCCAUCGCCAUCAUCAUUACCACCACCAGCAUCAGCAGCAGCAAUCAGCAGCAGCAGCAGCAUGGCACGGGUGACAUGCAGGGCUUCAUCGCGGGGCGCGUGCGGGUGGCGGACUGCGACCCGCUGGCUCCGCCGUACGACUCCAUGCAGGUGUACGCCUACGAGGGCGCCGGCUCGGCCGCCGACUCGCUCAGCUCGCUCAGCUCGGGGGGGCCCGACGGGGAGCAGGGCUACGACUUCCUGCACGAGUGGGGGCCGCGCUUCCAGCGGCUCGCCGAGAUGUACGGCGCCGGUGAUGACGACGUGCAGUGAGGAGGUGGAGAGGAGGACGAGAAGGAGGAGGUGGUGGAGAAGAUUCGAGGAGGAUGAGGGGGGAGUGGGGGUUUAGUUUGGGUGAUAAUGAUGAU